AUGUCGCGUACACGUACGCUCUCGCUUAGUUGUGCGCCGUGCAACAUGCAUCGCGACUUAUCGACUAGGAGCGAUUGGCCGGAUCUUUAUGACCGCGCUCUGGACCUCAUAUACCAGCUUUCGGAGACGCACGCGCCACUAUUGGAGUCUCUCGUCAUACACACCCUGAAUUUCACAGACAAUGUCUUUUCGGGGAUUAUUCCCCGAAAGCUUCGCUCUGUCGAGCUUAUUGACUGCAGCCAUGUCGCGCCCACGUCUGCCUUCUUUGGCUCUCCAUUGACCCACCUGAGCAUCGACUUCUGCAUCAGCUGGAACACUAUCGAUGAUAUGCUGAUUGCUCUAACCGCAUUGCCUCACCUCGAGCAUUUCAAGUGGGACGCAGACGCGUGUGCGAUAGCGCCACCGUUUAUGCAACCGGAGGCUCAUGAACCCGAGUCCUUGGCGCUACCCCGACUUCAAUACCUGAGCCUGUGCAUAGAUAUUGAACAGGCAGUACGCAUCAUCCCCAUCCUCAAUAUCCCGAGCUCAACCACCCUUGUCAUCGCGGGUGAGCUUAUGCAAGAACCCCUGAACAACACGCCCUCUUUCGUGGAUCUACUCGACGGGAUGGAAUCGUCCUUCGAGCCACGCCUUCGAAGAGCAUUCCCGCAUGCUGGUCAAGGCUUCCAACGGGUCUCCAUAUUGCCGUAUCGAGAAGAGAACGUCGACGGGUUCACCGCCGUCAUGGAGACGCCCACCGCCCAGCAGGGUAGUCCUACCAAAUUCGAGUUCGGUGCAUGUUGGGGCGUGGAAUGCCACGACGAAUACAUGCUUAUGCUGCAAGAAGUCCUCGGCUGGCCCGGCAUCGGUAGAUCCGCAGUGCACCUCAACGUCGACCAUGCUGUGUUCCUGCGUAGCGAGAUACACUGGCGACAGUUGCUGGAGCCGCUGUCCGCUAUCACAGGCAUCAACGUAUGCGGACCUGCCGCUGCCUUCCUCUUCCGUGCUUUGCACACGUCCUCGGGCGCUCUCGGCCGCAACCUCGAGAGCAUCACUGUGAAGAACGUCGACGCGAGAGUCGUCGCGAUGCUACUCCGAACCCUCGACAGACGGGUUGAACGGUCCUUGCCACCUCUCGAGCUGGGAAUUCAUCAAUGCCAGGUGGACUCUCCCAUCCUGAGGCGGGUGGAGUCUCAUCCCGGAGUUAAGGGCGUGCAAUGGGAUGGUCAAGUGGAUGGUCAACUACGUUACGGCGAGUACGAUGAGGAUCAGGCGGCCGAGACCGCGUAG
Messenger RNA from Peniophora sp. CBMAI 1063, 1269 nucleotides. The record is from the annotation of a GenBank genome assembly. Lineage: Eukaryota; Fungi; Basidiomycota; Agaricomycetes; Russulales; Peniophoraceae.